CUGGUUUUGUAUAUUUAGAUGUUUAACUAUGCGGUCAAGGAGUUGAAACCCUAGUCGCCACACUAUUCCCCCACCGUCGACGCCGCUCUCUUCACGGCUAAGGGGUCCGCUGCCCACGCUGUUGCUCCGCCUCCUCUGGCCUCGCUGGCAGAUCCCCAUUUCCUUCCCAGUGCACUUGACUAAUUCAUUCCUCCGCCAUUCCGCCUCCGCACAUGCCGUCGACAUUUGCCUUUCCUCGUGCGUCGUCGUGCUCAGUCAUGUGCCGAGUCUGUGCGUUUUCUUCUUCUUCAAUUUUUGUUUUUUUUUUGUUUUUUGAUUUCUCUGACACUGAAGUCUAAAGCUGUGUCUUGCUCGUGUUCUUGUGAAAUAAUGCUGCUACUGUGGUAGAUGAUUGUCUUCUGUACUUGUUGUGGGGGUUUGUUUUCCUUAUUCAUCCUCUUUGAAUUAUUAUUUUAGCCAAACGUCAUUCAGGAAACUGAUUUGUGUUCGGGCUUAUUCAACCGACCAACCGUGUACCCGCGCGAAUUUCCGGCUUUACCCCUUUAUUUUCCGGGAUCAAUCCCACGGGUUCUCUUGAAAUUUCAGGGUCAAAAGACAGAAAGAGUAAUAUUUGAAGAAGCGCAGGAAAACUGCAAAUGCCUAUAUAAACUCGUUAACUACCGACAGCAUUUCGCCUCCUGAUUUCCUCUUGGCUUAGAUCACUGAGUUCAUCGAUGUGUUCGGCGUUCCAGCUUUCGUUUCUUGGGUAAGCAAUAUAGCGAAAGCACCUGAGUGGCCAUGGCUGAUUUUCAAACUUCUACACACCGCGCCAAGUGGAUUUUCUCUCCUCCUCAACUGGCUGACAAAUAUAAAGCUGCUAAUCAGAGAGCAAUACAAGUUUUAGAGAAGUAUGGAGCAACUCUUAUGGAAGUAGAUGUUGAUGGGUCUCUGUCAUAUCCUUUACUCCAGAAGGAUGAUGCUGAAAAGCAUUCUCGCCCUAAACCCCUUAGUAUUGAAGAGGAACAAUGUAUCAGAGUAUUUUACGAGAACAAAUUACAAGAAGUGUGCAACAAUUUUCACUUUCCUCAUAAAAUCCAGGCUACAGCGCUCAUUUAUUUUAAAAGGUUCUAUCUACAGUGGUCCGUGAUGGAACAUCAUCCAAAAAAUAUAAUGCUGACCUGCAUAUAUGCUGCUUGUAAGAUAGAAGAAAAUCAUGUAUCUGCUGAGGAGCUUGGUAAGGGAAUCUCACAGGAUCACCAAAUGAUUCUCAAUAAUGAGAUGAUUGUUUAUCAGAGUUUAGAAUUUGACCUUAUUGUGUAUGCUCCAUAUCGCUCAGUUGAUGGUUUUGUAAACAAUAUGGAGGAAUUUUGCAAAGCUGGUGAAGAAGUGUUUCCAAGGUUGAAGGCCUUGCAAGACACUGCAAGAUUGGAUAUUGAUAAAAUGAUGCUUACAGAUGCUCCACUUUUGUUUCCUCCUGGGCAGUUAGCAUUGGCUGCUUUGCGAAAUUCAAAUGCUCUUCAUAAAGUUCUCGACUUUGACAGUUACCUAAGAAGUAUCAUUUCCCACCAGAAUUCUCCACAUACUGUUUCUGAGCUCAUUGGAUCACUGAGUGCAAUUGACUCGUUGGUAAAGAGAUACAAAUUUCCUUCAGAGAAGGAAUUGAAGCAUAUUAAUCGGAAAUUGAAAUCUUGUUGGGGUCUCAGCUCAAAUGACGAGGGUAAAAAACGUGAGAAGAAAUCAAAGCACAAGUCCAAAAAAGGCUCCAACGAAUCUAAGCUUCUGUGAUACGCCUUGCUCAUCUAAAUUGUGUCGAGGAAAGAUGCUGCACCGCUCCACGGAGUGUUUCUCUUCAUCUAUGGUGCCGGAGAUUGGUCGCUUUUUGUUAUUCUGGUCGAACACUCCAGUUGUCGACUGCAAACAAAAUUCCCUACACAUCAUAUUAAGGACUGAAAUUUUGUCGUGUAAUUUCCAGAGGAUAACAGCCGAGGAAAUUGGACUGAAUCUACGGUUUGAACUCAAAACAUUAUGCAUUAGUCGUAGUUUUAUUGUUUAAUCUAAAAUGUAUUUCAAAAAAACGUUUAAUCUUGAAAAUUAGCUUUCACAAAUUUCUUUCAGAUUUUAUGUAAACAGGGCAUGUCUGCAUGUAAUGUGUAUGGUGUAUGAGUAAUUAAUAUUAUUGUCACGGCCACCAAA
Molecule: messenger RNA, 2172 nt
Organism: Prosopis cineraria
Lineage: Eukaryota; Viridiplantae; Streptophyta; Magnoliopsida; Fabales; Fabaceae
Product: cyclin-H1-1
Exons: 13
Coding region: 778-1764 (328 amino acids)
Biological process (GO): regulation of transcription by RNA polymerase II; regulation of cyclin-dependent protein serine/threonine kinase activity
Cellular component (GO): nucleus; transcription factor TFIIK complex
Molecular function (GO): cyclin-dependent protein serine/threonine kinase regulator activity
Source: RefSeq, a predicted model, not a curated record